This is a messenger RNA of Anthonomus grandis grandis, 1216 nucleotides long. RefSeq names its product probable RNA methyltransferase CG11342. Bases 197 to 907 code for a protein of 236 amino acids. Gene Ontology annotation, biological process: negative regulation of pre-miRNA processing; miRNA metabolic process. The transcript is spliced from 3 exons. Gene Ontology annotation, molecular function: O-methyltransferase activity; RNA methyltransferase activity. NCBI's taxonomy places the organism in Eukaryota, Metazoa, Arthropoda, Insecta, Coleoptera, Curculionidae. Gene Ontology annotation, cellular component: cytoplasm. The record is from RefSeq and is a predicted model, not a curated record.
UCUCUAAACGGAUCAACAACACACGACGUGUUUACAAAUAAUACAAUCCUGUCUCAAUUAAAAUUAAGUCCAUUAUUGAAUUAUUCUUAGUAUAGUUUUGUGUUAAUAAAUAUCUAGUAAAAAAGUUAUUUGCUGUUAAAGUUCUUGUGCUCGUCGCAUGUCCAAACGGUAGCCUAGAUAUCAAAGAAAAGUCCAAAUGGAAGAACAAGACCUUAACUUUAAAAAAGGCAAUCCAGGAGCCGUGCAAUUUGGAAAUUUUAUAAAUUAUUAUCAAUUUCAUCCACCUGAGAAAAGAAUUUCAAUGUUGCCCAAAGACAUUUGGAAUUUUCAAAAUUGUGAUGGUCUCUAUGCCUUAGAUGUUGGAUGUAAUUCUGGUGACCUGACAGCGUCACUUUAUGAAUACCUUUCAAACUUGAUGCAUGGCGAAAAAGUUAACAUAUUGGGCAUAGAUAUAGACCCAAUUUUAAUUCAGAGAGCAUCUGAAAAGAACUCCUCAGAUAACGUAUCUUUUAAAUGUUUCGAUAUCAUGACAGAGGAUAAGGAUUUCGUACAAAAAGAGCUCGAAGUUUUUAAUCGUGAAAAAUUUGACAUUGUUUUCUGUUUUUCUAUUACCAUGUGGAUACACUUGAAUCAUGGCGAUGAAGGCUUAAAAAGAUUUUUAAAAAGAGUUUCAAGUAUAACAAACAUGCUCGUAAUUGAACCGCAGCCAUGGAAAUGUUACAAAACCGCUGUGAAAAGGUAUAAGUUAAGUAAAAACGAAUUUCCGAGGUUUAAAGAGCUCCAAUUUAGGGAAACUAUUGAGACGGAUAUUGAAAGUAUUAUUUUGCUAAAUAGUGAUUUAAAAAAAGUAGAGGAGAGUGAAAGAACGGAAUGGGGAAGAAAAUUGUUGUUUUUUAAGAAAAGCUGAUAUUUGUUCAUGUGACGUAAUUAUUUUAAAUUAGAUGAUUGUCAUAACCUUACUGGUCAUAUCGCAUUUUAAAGUAGAAACGAAAUAAAGGUUUUGAUUGAUAACCAAAGGGUCACCUUUUCCUUAAUUUUUAAGUAAAAAAUAGCAAUACAGUUAUUUUGCUAUGUAGUCUAUUUUAAUAUUUGUGUAAAAUUUUAACCUGUUUGUUUAGUGUCGUUAUUUAUAUAUUCUCAGUUGUGUAUAUAUAUUUUUAUUUUAAAAUAUACAUUUGUUAUUUAGACAAUAUACAUAUAUGUUUUUAAGACAAAA